Messenger RNA from Phlebotomus argentipes, 1672 nucleotides. RefSeq names its product phospholipid scramblase 1 (gene scramb1). Gene Ontology annotation, cellular component: plasma membrane. Gene Ontology annotation, biological process: plasma membrane phospholipid scrambling. Bases 314 to 1348 code for a protein of 344 amino acids. Lineage: Eukaryota; Metazoa; Arthropoda; Insecta; Diptera; Psychodidae. The transcript has 5 exons. Gene Ontology annotation, molecular function: phospholipid scramblase activity. The record is from RefSeq and is a predicted model, not a curated record.
AGUGCUAUUCUCAGGCAAUAUCAAUCAUAAUAAUAGCGGUUUUCUCGGGAAAAGUAACAAAAAGCAUAUGCUUUAUAGCAUCCCAUGAAGAUGCAGCAUCUGCAGAUGGGUUGGUUGAGCGCUGUCAAAGUCUCAUUGUUUUUAUCUUUGCAAAAGUGUAUUUCCCCCAUAUUUCCCGUGUAAAUAUUCAAGAAAUCCCCUGGAUUUCCGCACAAAAAAACUCUCCUGAUACUCAGAAAGUGGGGCAAGUGCAAAAAACCCGGAAACUAACCAUAUAGAGACUUUCCAUCCUUGAAAAGAACAAAUCCCAGAAAUGAAUCCCUACGGCCAACCACCAGGUCCAGGCUUCAAUCCUGGCGGACAUCCUGGUGGACAUCCUGGCGGACAUCCUGGGUAUCCUCCGCCACAGCAACCGGGUUUCCCGGGCCAUCCGGACAGUUACGGAGCGCCUGGCUUCGGAGGAGGACAAAAUUAUCCGCCAGCAUAUCCGCCAAACAUGGGAUACGCCCCUCAAGGACCCAUUGUGCAGCAGCCGGGCGCUUAUGGAGGCCCAGGAGCUCCUCAACCGGGCUUCCCAGGACAGGCUCCGCCCUAUGGGCAGCCCCAUCCGCAAGCGCCCAACUUUCCUCCCGGACAAGAUGGCUGGAUGAGUUUGCCGCCCAGAGCCCCCAAUUGCCCCCCUGGGUUGGAGUACCUUACACAAAUUGAUCAGCUGCUGGUGCAUCAGAAGGUGGAGCUGUUGGAGGCGUUCACGGGCUUCGAGACGAACAACAAGUUCACGAUCAAGAAUAGCAUGGGCCAGAAGGUGUACUGGGCGGCGGAGGACACCGAUUGCUGCACGCGCAACUGCUGUGGCCCGAUGCGGCCCUUUGACAUGAAGAUCCUCGACAUCUACAAGAAUCAGGUGCUGCAUCUCUAUCGGCCGCUGCGCUGCCAAUCGUGCUGCUUCCCAUGCUGUCUGCAGACGAUGGAGAUCUCAGCGCCGCCCGGAAAUGUGAUUGGCACCAUUGAGCAGGAGUGGAGCAUCUUCACGCCACAGUUCAGCCUGAAGGAUCAAUCUGGCGAGACGGUGUUGCGAAUUGAGGGGCCAUUCUGCACGUUCAGCAUCUGUGGCGAUGUGGAGUUCAAGGUGUUGACGCGCGAUGGUCAAGUUGUGGGCAAGAUCAGUAAGCAAUGGUCAGGCCUGGCGCGUGAGAUGUUCACCGAUGCCGACCACUUUGGCAUCAACUUCCCCAUGGAUCUCGAUGUGCGCAUGAAGGCCGUCCUCAUUGGUGCCUGCUUCCUCAUUGAUAUUAUGUUCUUUGAGAAGAGCGGCAACAGAGAGCAAGAUCGUCCAGGGAUGUUCUAAAGGCGGUGCCUCAUCAUCAUUUUUGGUGUCUGUGUCCACUUAAGCGCACUUGCAUUUACUGCGCAAAUAGUAUUUACUAACGACAAGUGUACUUUUAAGCAUAAAUUUUAAAUUUUAUUGAAUUUUUCAAUGAGUAUUUGAGAAGCUCAGAAAUGUUGUAUUUUGUGGCAUGUUAACCAAAGGUUUACCUCAAAUUUAUGUCUACCAGAGAAUUUAUCUUCAGUGUUUAAACGUAAAUUGCUUGUUUUGCUUCCCAUAAACGUUUUUCUCCAAUGAAUUCUAAUGACAAAUGUUGUUCCAUGAAACUGAAUGUAUUUUUGAUGA